Alligator sinensis (Chinese alligator) is the source of this 1104-nucleotide messenger RNA. Its product is annotated as relaxin-3 receptor 1-like. Gene Ontology annotation, molecular function: G protein-coupled receptor activity. The transcript has a single exon. The coding region runs from base 1 to 1104 and encodes 367 amino acids. Gene Ontology annotation, biological process: G protein-coupled receptor signaling pathway; immune response. Gene Ontology annotation, cellular component: membrane. NCBI's taxonomy places the organism in Eukaryota, Metazoa, Chordata, Crocodylia, Alligatoridae. The record is from RefSeq and is a predicted model, not a curated record.
AUGGAGGAGAAACUCCACGCCGUCGGCAGCAGAAACAUCUCCAAUCACAGCCUGGGGGACCUGAGCUCCUUCCUGCCCCCCGACAGCACCAAGGCCGCUCGCAUUGCCAUAGCUGUGAUCUACUCUAUCAUCUGUGCCCUGGGUGUGGUGGGCAACGCGCUGGUGCUCUUCUUGUUGGGCUCAAGGCGCCGGGGGAAGAUGUCCAGCAUGAUGUUCUUCGUGCUCAACUUGGCAGCCACUGACUUCCAGUUUGUCCUCACCUUGCCCUUCUGGGCUGUGGACAUGGCCCUGGACUUCAGCUGGCCCUUUGGCAAGCUCAUGUGCAAGCUGGUGUCCUCGGUGUCCGCUAUGAACAUGUACGCCAGCGUCUUCUUCCUCACCGCCAUGAGUGUGGCCCGCUACUGCUCUGUCGUGUCCUCCCUCAAGGCCAAGGAAGGCUCUGCCUCCCGGUGCCACGCCAAGCUGGCCAGCGCUGUCAUCUGGGUCUCUACAGCCAUUGCUACCCUGCCACAUGCCGUCUUUUCCACCACCCAUGCGGUCUCCGGGGACGAGCUCUGCCUAGUCAAGUUCCCGGAGCUGGAGGACAUCGACCCCCAGGUCUUGUUGGGCUUGUACCAGACCCAGAAGGUCUUGCUGGGCUUUGUCAUCCCUCUGGCCAUCAUCUUGGCCUCCUACAUCCUCCUCCUCCGCUUUCUGAGCCGGAUGAAGACGAGCCGCAGCCACCCCCGCAGGAGGUCCCGGGUCACCAAGUUGGUCACUGUCGUGGUGCUCACCUUCUUCCUCUGCUGGCUCCCCAAUCAGGCGCUGACGGCCUGGGGCAUCUUCAUCAAGUUCAACCUGGUGCCCUUCACCGAGGCCUUCUAUGCCGCCCAGGCCUAUGUCUUCCCCGUCACCGUGUGCCUGGCUCAUGCCAACAGCUGCCUCAAUCCCGUCCUCUACUGCCUGGUGAGGAGGGAGUUCCAGGAGGCGCUCAAGGGACUCUUGCACAAGGUAACCCCCUCCUUCAGCCGGCGCACUGGCCAAGCCCCCCCGCCAGCCGAGCCUGGUGUCCCCAGCUCUGCCCCUGGAGAAGGAGCUGCCUCAGCCCCUGGGCUGCACCUGUGA